Messenger RNA from Nipponia nippon (crested ibis), 1732 nucleotides. It is a transcript of the gene SERPINC1, whose product is annotated as serpin family C member 1. The record is from RefSeq and is a predicted model, not a curated record. Gene Ontology annotation, molecular function: serine-type endopeptidase inhibitor activity. Gene Ontology annotation, biological process: regulation of blood coagulation. Lineage: Eukaryota; Metazoa; Chordata; Aves; Pelecaniformes; Threskiornithidae.
AUGCAUCUUCUUGUGGUGUGUCUCUUCGGUGUCUGGGGUCUGGCUGCCCCUGAGCAGUACGUCGUGGAAGAUAUCUGCACUGCAAAGCCACGCGACAUCCCGGUGAAUCCCAUCUGCAUCUAUCGCAACCCUGUGAAGAAGCCCCAGGAGGACGAGGGGCAAGAGCCAGGGAAAGACAAGCUCCCGGAGUCUACUAACCCCCGGGUCUGGGAGCUGUCGAAGGCCAACUCGCGCUUUGCUGUUGUCUUCUACAAGUACCUGGCUGACUCCAAGGACAAUGGGGAAAACAUCUUCAUGUCACCCCUCAGCAUUUCUACAGCCUUUGCCAUGACCAAGCUUGGAGCUUGUGGUAGCACCCUCCAGCAGCUCAUGGAGGUCUUUCAAUUUGACACCAUUUCAGAGAAGACAUCUGAUCAGAUCCACUUCUUCUUUGCCAAGCUGAACUGCCGGCUUUACAAGAAAGCCAACAAAUCCUCAGAGCUGGUAUCAGCCAACCGCCUCUUUGGGGAGAAGUCCUUGGUCUUUAAUGAGACUUACCAGAACAUCAGUGAAAUAGUUUAUGGAGCGAAACUCUGGCCCUUGAACUUCAAAGAGAAGCCAGAACUUUCCAGGAAGAUCAUUAAUGAGUGGGUGGCUAAUAAGACAGAGAAGCGCAUUACAGAAGUGAUCCCAGAAAGAGCUAUUGAUGAUCUCACUGUCUUGGUCCUGGUCAACACCAUUUAUUUUAAGGGGCACUGGAAAUCACAGUUCCCAGUCCCAAACACAAAACUGGAUUUAUUUCAUAAAGCCAAUGGCGAGACCUGCAAAGUCCCCAUUAUGUAUCAAGAGUCCAAAUUCCACCACGCGUCCAUCCCCCAGGACAAAGUCCAGGUGCUGGAGCUGCCUUACAAAGGGGACGAUAUCACAAUGGUGCUGGUCCUGCCCAACGCUGGGACGCCGUUGGUGGAGGUAGAGCGAGCCCUGACGUCGGAGAAGCUGCAGGGCUGGAUAGACUCCAUGACAGAGGUCUCUCUCUUUGUCUACCUCCCUCGCUUCCGUGUUGAGGACAGAUUCAGUGUCAAGGAGAAGCUGAGAAAAAUGGGGCUGGAAGAUCUCUUCAGUCCGGAAAAUGCCAGACUCCCAGGUAUCAUUGCAGAGGGCCGUACAGACCUGUACGUAUCUGAGGCUUUCCACAAAGCCUUCCUCGAGGUGAAUGAAGAAGGCAGCGAGGCAUCAGCUGCUACAGCUGUCGUAGUCUCCGGCCGUUCCUUCCCCAUGAACAGAAUAAUCUUCAAUGCCAACAGGCCCUUCCUGCUUUUCAUCCGGGAAGCUGCCCUCAACACCGUUAUCUUCAUGGGCAGAAUAGCUGAUCCUUGCUCCUAAAGGGGCUGUCGGGGCCUCGCUCCUCCCUUCUCCGCCUCUGGAAAAGGGGCGGUAGGGUGUUGCCACAGAGCCCAGGCUGCUCCUGGGGUGGUUGGUCUUACUGUUUGGUGCAAGCUGCAGGGAGGGACUGUGUCCAGCUGGGCUGUUACCGCUCCUCUUGCUGUGCCGGGUAGGGGGCUCAGAGGGCACCUCACCUGCUCUGUCCUUCAUUCAAAGGGAAGCUGAAUUUUUUCCAGCACCAGUAUUUUUGUGGCACCUAAGCCUGAGUCCAGCAUUGCUGUCAUUCUUAUAUCCAACCCUCCUCCCUUUCAGGCCUCAAACUGUAACUCUGAUCCCCUGGUACAUUAAAAACCUAUAGAUCUGAAUGUAA